AACUAGGUUAAAAAUAUUUAUUUCUUAAUAACUGAUAACAAUGGUGAAUCAUUAUAUAUCCUGAUUUCAUUAUCAAGAAUUUCUUGAACUUCCCAACCCAGUGUAUAAAUAAAUAUGUGUAGUUAUAAUAUGUAAUUUAUCAUUUAAUUGUAAUGGAUAACAUUGAUAAUAAUUUAAAUGAAGAAUCUUUACAACAAAGAAAUACAAACCCUUCAAGAUUUACGAACUUGCCAUCAAUUAAUUCUGAUGAAAAUGCAGAAAACCCGCUCAUUCCUCCCGAAGAACAAGUAAUAACUUCUUCCGUUAGGAGAAGGGUGCAGGUUACAAAAGAAAAGAUUGAAACAGGCUGUCUCAAUAUUUUAUCAGCAAAAUAUGAGAGUUUGGACUACGACACAUGUGAAAAUUACUUGUUUUUAGAUGAAGAACGAAAAAAGGGUUUUAAAUUUGUUACACGAAAAAGCAUAUCGAGAUGGUUUAUAUUUUUAUUAAUCGGAAUUAUAACUGCUCUUAUAGCGUGUGUGAUUGAUAUAUCUAUAGAAGAAUUAUCUACUAGGAAAUAUGCCACACUCAGUGAUAGUGUGGACAAGUAUGUUAUAGAAGGGAAAUUAUACAUUCCUUUCCUGUUAUGGGUUGCUCUCAAUAUUAUACCUGUCUUCAUUGGUUCCACUUUAGUGUCUUAUGUGGAACCAGUUGCAGGAGGCAGUGGAAUUCCGCAAGUAAAAUGUUAUUUAAAUGGUGUUAAAAUUCCAAGGGUUGUUAGGAUAAAAACGUUAAUCGUGAAAACUGUUGGAGUUAUUCUUUCAGUAGUUGGAGGUUUAGCUGGAGGGAAGGAAGGACCAAUGAUACAUGCUGGUGCAGUUGUGGCUGCUGGUAUAUCUCAAGGUAAAAGUAGUACAUUCAGGAAAGAUUUGGGAAUAUUCAAGUAUUUCAGGGAUGACCAUGAAAAAAGAGAUUUUGUAUCUGGCGGAGCAGCUGCAGGAGUCUCAGCUGCUUUUGGCGCACCCGUAGGCGGUGUGUUAUUCAGCCUAGAGGAAGGUACGAGUUUCUGGAACCAAGGACUGACAUGGAGAACAUUCCUGUCCUCGGUCGUGAGUACUUUCACGCUGAAUGUUGUCCUUUCGACUUACCAUGGUGUCCCGGGUAACCUAAAUUAUCCCGGUCUACUCAACCUGGGAAAAUUCGAAACUUUCAAAUAUCAACUUUACGAGUUGCCCAUUUUCGUACUGAUGGGUGUCCUGGGAGGGUUUUUGGGCGCUUCUUGGAACCAUAUGAAUUACAAACUGGCCGUGUUCAGAAUGAGAUACAUCAAAAAGGGUCACUCAAAAGUUAUUGAAGCUUGUUUGGUGGCUGCUGUUAGCGCUACUAUCGGAUUUCUGAUGAUGUUUUUAAUAAAUGACUGUAAACCUCUGGGACAAGAUCCAACAAAGUAUCCUACACAGCUCUACUGUGAGGACGGUGAGUACAACGUUCUGGCCAGUAUAUGGUUUCAAACCCCAGAAGCCUCUGUCAGGUCCCUCUUUCACGAUCCACCAAAUACCCAUAAUGCACUAUCUCUGGCGAGUUUUGUGUUGGUUUACUACUUCCUCGCUUGCUGGACUUACGGUCUCUCAACAUCUAUUGGUCUUUUCAUCCCGACGCUUCUCACUGGAGCCGCUUGGGGUCGUUUAGUAUCGAUGGGUUUGACCAACAUUUUUCCGGACAGUGCUAUCGCUCAACCUGGAAAGUACGCCUUGAUUGGGGCGGCCGCCCAACUGGGCGGAGUCGUACGAAUGACAAUCAGUUUGACUGUGAUAAUAAUGGAAACGACUGGUGAUAUAUCUUUUGCCCUUCCUCUAAUCAUAACUCUAAUCGCUGCCAAAUGGACGGGGGACUUCUUCAACGAAGGUAUAUACGAUACGUACAUUCAAUUGUCGGGGGUUCCGCUGCUACCUUGGGAACCGCCACCGUUGACACACAAUAUCUAUGCGAGUGAGGUUAUGUCGCAUCCGGUGGUUACCCUGAAAUGCGUGGAGAAUGUUGGACAUAUCGUGGAACUGUUACGUUUAACCUCUUAUAACGGUUUUCCGGUGGUGGAUUCGCCAGUUUCUGAUCAGAUGGAAGUUACUACUUAUGGUAGAAUCAGAGGGCUUAUACUCAGAGAUCAGUUAAUAAUUAUACUUCUGCACAAGAUUUUCAAUGAGACUGCAGACUCCUGGGAUGAAACGAACUUAGAUAUUUUCAGGGAUCAUUACCCAAGAUAUCCAACUGCGAAUGCUCAUCUGGUUACUGAUCAAGAGAAGACAUAUAGCGUUGAUCUUAGACCAUUUAUGAACCCCUCUCCGUAUACAGUGCUCCAUUCUGCGUCCUUGCCGAGAAUGUUCAGGUUAUUCAGAGCAUUGGGUCUGAGGCACUUGCCAAUCGUCAAUGAUACGAAUGAAGUCAUAGGCAUGGUCACGAGAAAAGAUCUUGCAAGAUACAGGGUCUGGCGGCACCAAGGCAGAGUCGGUGUAGAAGAAUUGUUGAUUUCCAAAGAGAUUUAAAGAUGAUAAUAUUUAUUGAAAGUUAUUUUAUUUUUUGAUUCGAAUUAUAGUAAUAUUACUCAAUAUAUAUAUUUUACUUAAA
Coccinella septempunctata (seven-spotted ladybird) is the source of this 2601-nucleotide messenger RNA. It is a transcript of the gene ClC-b, whose product is annotated as H(+)/Cl(-) exchange transporter 7. Gene Ontology annotation, cellular component: lysosomal membrane; intracellular membrane-bounded organelle. The transcript is spliced from 14 exons. NCBI's taxonomy places the organism in Eukaryota, Metazoa, Arthropoda, Insecta, Coleoptera, Coccinellidae. Gene Ontology annotation, biological process: chloride transport; transmembrane transport. The coding region runs from base 153 to 2519 and encodes 788 amino acids. Gene Ontology annotation, molecular function: voltage-gated chloride channel activity. The record is from RefSeq and is a predicted model, not a curated record.